AUGAAGAGCCAGUUCCAGAAGAAAGGUUCAAGCAACUCUGGAGGUUCAAAAUCUUCAUCGAAACCUUCUAAAGAAUACACCUAUUUCAAGUGCAAAAAGCCUGGACAUUUCAUUUCGGAUUGCCCUUUCUGGGAAGUCGAAAUCCAUGCAAGUGCAAGAUAUGAUUCAGGCAAAAGCAAGAGCAAGAACUACGACUCCGACGAUGAGAAGAAAACGAAGAAGUUCUUUAAGAAGGACAACUCCACAUCAAAAUCUUCGUUGAGAUCUUCCUCUAGGAAUCCUUCCAAGUCCUCCUCCAACCGUAAGAAUAACUCUAGCAAGGCCAAGGCAUACAACGACAAGGAGAUGGAUUCUGAUGAAGAAGAAUCAUCUGACCCCGAAGAAGCUAAUGAAUCCGAUGAGGAUUUCGACUCCGGCAUGGCUGGCAUAGCAUGUGCCUCUUCUCUUGCAACAAACUUCUUCGGGAAUCCGUCAAGCGACGAUGAAUCUCCUGCCUACUGCUUCAGGGCCAAAGCCUCAAAAGAAAAUGUAUCCUCCAAACAUCACAAGGUUCACUCCAGUGAUCAAUAUUCUUCUAAUGAGGAUGACCAUCCUAAGUUGAUCAAAAUUGCUAAUAUUCAACAAAAAUCUCUUGAGAAAAUUGAGAAAACCCCGAGGAAGUCUGAAGGAUUGUUGGUUGAGGAGUGGAGAAAAAUCAGUCGUUGA
Aegilops tauschii subsp. strangulata is the source of this 705-nucleotide messenger RNA. NCBI's taxonomy places the organism in Eukaryota, Viridiplantae, Streptophyta, Magnoliopsida, Poales, Poaceae. The record is from RefSeq and is a predicted model, not a curated record.